Rattus norvegicus (Norway rat) is the source of this 1571-nucleotide messenger RNA. Lineage: Eukaryota; Metazoa; Chordata; Mammalia; Rodentia; Muridae. The record is from RefSeq and is a predicted model, not a curated record.
GUUCACUCAAGUCAAUGAAGGGCAGGGAAAGUUUCAACCAUAAUCAACCGGCUCCAGACAAAGCUGACGGUCCAGCGGCGGCCACAGGCACUAGGGACUGGAGCGUCCGGAAGGUGCCCGCACCUGAGUGCAGGCAGCUGGCGGCCGCUGGGCGCGCGGAGGCCGGGGCGGGGCGGCGGGCAGGACCGCUAGGCGCUGGCCCGCCUCGGGCGCCUCCGGUCGGACACGCCGGGCUGAGGAGAGCGCGAGGGCUGCCGCUCGCCCGCCGCCCGAGACACCUGUUUGGCCGCGCCGGGCGGCGUUUCCGUAGCCUCAGUCGCCCCGCCACCGGCAGCCGAGCCCCGGGACCCGAAGCCCUCGGGCGCCUCCGCCCGCCGUACCUGACAUCAGCCGCGGCUCUCUCUCGCCCCUCCCAGAGGCGGGGAGGAGAACGACCCCCAACCCUCGACCUUCGCUGCCCUGGCCCGCCGCAGCACCGGCAGGGGCUGCUAGCCAGGGCCGCCCGCGGCCGCCCAGAUCAUCCCCCGGCGGCGGCGGCCGAGGCGGGCCCGGCGCGCGUUCCCGCCGCUCGCUCCCGCAGCUCGCUCCGCCCCUCCCCGCCGCGCGGCCUGGCCACGGCCCGCCUACAGCGCAGCCGCCACCCACGGGUCUCGGAGAGCUGACGUCGCGGCUGCUGCAGCGGCCCCGGGGAAGGGCGGGAUCUAGGUGGAGUGGGCGGGGACAGGGCGACGUGCGGAUGCAGGGAUUGGCCGCCGGGAGUUCGCCCCGCCCUCCUGCGAAGGGGGCUGGGAAGUCCUGGCUUCCCCGAGAAAUUUGGCAUAGUGAAGAGUGCUGUGUAACCAGAUGUGUGCCUCAGAAGAACAGAAAACUCAGAGAAUGGUAACUGAAAGACUCUUGGAGGAAUUCAUGUAUAGCACUUCACUUCUGGAACUUGGAGAAGAGUCUCCUUUUCGCCUGUGCUACCUGAGAAUUUCCUGGAGCCACCCCUUGCCAUAGAAGAGGAUCUGGAGCUGUAGAGAAAAAUAUCACGAUUGAAGACCUCAGUGGCUGAAGGCAAGAGGAAGACAGCCCAGGAAAUGGUUCAGGCAGCUGGAACAGAUAAGACAGCGUGUGACAUUUGUACCGCACAAGGAGGACCACACACUAGGAAAUUGUCUGCGGUACUUAAUCAUGAAGAACCCAGAAGUGGAAUUUCGCAGUUACUCUGUGGUCCAUCCUUCAGAGAGCAAAAUUCAUUUGUGAAUUCAGAGGUAGAUGCACUUCCAAUUGUUGAGCCAUUUCAAAAGGGCCUGAUUGAGCUCUUGAAUAUCUGCCAGCAUGUGCUUGUCAAGUUUGAGGUUGGCAUAAAGGACUUGAAAGAUCAAAAGGCAAGUGAAAACCAAACCCACGUUCUGGUCACACCUGUAGGGUACAAGCAGGACCACCCUCAUGAUGGUGCAGAACCCACACCUAGAAUUUGUGAUUGCAGCGUGUUCUGUCCUACAGGAAAAUAUGGUUCUAGCUGUUGACCCAUCACAGCUGUUGGAAUCUCUGAAAAUAUAUUCACCUAAUAAAUUCUCUGUUUUGUUUUC